Messenger RNA from Hippoglossus stenolepis (Pacific halibut), 2393 nucleotides. RefSeq names its product testis-expressed protein 264 homolog. The coding region runs from base 170 to 1093 and encodes 307 amino acids. NCBI's taxonomy places the organism in Eukaryota, Metazoa, Chordata, Actinopteri, Pleuronectiformes, Pleuronectidae. Gene Ontology annotation, biological process: protein-DNA covalent cross-linking repair; reticulophagy. The record is from RefSeq and is a predicted model, not a curated record. Gene Ontology annotation, cellular component: autophagosome membrane; endoplasmic reticulum membrane; replication fork. The transcript has 4 exons.
UUCCAGGAAGUCCCUUUUGCAAUGUGCGGUCUUUGGCGCUUGAUCGUUCGGUGAAACACACAAAACACUUAGAACACGUGUCCCGUGAUAACAACACACCGUCGCGUGCUAAACAUGUCGGGCCGUGUUGCAUGACGGUGCGAGCUGCGGUCGGCGAGCUGCUGCCAUCAUGUCGGACUGGCUCGGUGUGUGUGUGCUGCUCAGCCUGUUGCUCAGUGUCCUCACAGCGGCUGCCUGUGUGUUGUACUCCGGCCUCCUGUCCGACAUCACGGUGCUCACCGGCUCCGCGCCCAUCAAGAAGAUCACGUUCGCGUACAAGUUCACGGAGGGACCGUACCGAGCGUGCGGGCCACUUUUAAACGAGUCCCACAGGAUCGGACCAAAGCUCUCAUCCAUUGGAGUUUUUUACGAUGACCCUAAAACGGUGCCUGGACCACAGUGCCGCUGUGCCAUCGGCAGUAUUCUGAGUGAAGGAGAAAACAAGGCCGACGAGGAGCUUCUGAAGCGCUAUGAGACGUCUGGCUUUAAUGUUUAUUCUUUUCCUGAAGUCACACACGUGGUCACUACCUCGUUACCCCACAGGACGUUUUUCUCUAUUCUCCUGAGAGUGUGGAGAGUCUACCCACGGCUUGGGCUCUACAUCAAGGAGAGGAGGCUGUGUGCACACCCGUUCCUUGAGAUCUACAGGGGGGAUCAGAUCCAGUUCAUGGCCCCCUUGGCCCGGCAGGGAGAUUUCUACGUCCCUGAAGCCCGGCAGGUAGAAAGGAGGCUCUCAGAACAAGAGGAAUCCCACAGUGAUACAGACGUCUCAGGUGCAGACUCGAACAGUGAAUACAGCUCAGGGAGUGGGGUUCUCCUGUCAGACAGCAGAGAGUCGUCCCCGGCGGGUUCCUUGGUCCACUCUGUGGAAGACGGGGAUAGAGAGUACAGAGGGAGAAGCUCGAGGGGAACCUCGCUGAAAGAGCUGGACGCGGAGCUGGCCGGCAGACGCGAGUCGGAAGAAAGAGAGGCGGGGCUUCGUGAAGACUCUGUCCAGAAGAGCCCGGAGGUUCCCGCUCAGCAGUGGUUGGGUGUCGUUGGAGGGGAGGAGUGAAAGUUCAGAGACAUAUUUGUUAGGGAUCAGAGAAUAAAGGGAUUGGGGGAAGCUAUUCUUUAUUUUUAUUAUUGUAUGGAAAUCACAUGAAAAGACUAAAACCAAUUACAUGUUGGUCAGUUUCUGCCUUGAAAGACCUGUCUGUCUUAGAGAAGUUGCAAAUGAUAGUAAAACUGGAGUUCUUGUUGGGAAUUAUUUAAUCCACAUUUGCUAUGAUAUUGACUAGUUUAGUAACAGCAUCGCAUCCAUUCAAAACUAGAAUGGCAAUUAGAGAGCAAAUAUCUGUCACAUUUAAAUUCACAAGAUCUGGAUUUAUAUUUGGAUUUGCACCAAAUUGCACACACUCAUAAAUAUCAGUGCUUGACUUUUUUCAUCAUGAUCCAUGAAUUAUUCUCUGAGAGAAUGAGGAAAAUGUUACUUAUGGUCUUUUCAUAGGAUUUGUUGACGGUAACAAAAAAUAUGGAAUAAUCCCCAGACUUAUCCUUGAAUCUUUGAAUGCCACAGUUUCAAUGUGAAAGUGUUGACAGAAAACCAAACAUUAUUCAGGUCCUCAGAGUUUCUACAAACAUUUUUUACAGAAGUGAGGCUGUAUGUCAGAAUCAUAGACGACUGAGCGGAGUAUUUGUUAGCCAAAGCAUUUUACUUGAAUGUCACAAUUAAUAUUUUAUCUCUCCAUCUGAAAUGAUUAUAGCCAUUUGUUUGAAACAUGUCUUUAUUUUGCUGGACAACUAGAUAUUUGUUUUUUUUAAAGGAUUGUUACACAGAUUUAAACAUGUAGAGUUAAGUUCAUUUCAAGUAAAUUUUGUGACUUGUUUACAAAGGAUGUUUUUAAUAACUGAGAGAAGUGUUUUGAGCACAUAGACCUCACAAAGUGUUCUUCACUGUUUUCAUGUUUUUAAUAUUUGUGCACUUUGUUAUGAAUAUUAUAAUGUGCAUUUUAAAUGACUGUUUGGGGCACAAUGUGAAUGAAUGCAUAAUUACCUUCUUCCUGGCCACUUCUAAGAUUUAGAACAUUAUUAUUAUAAGUGUGCAGCCAAGACUAGUGGGCUGAUCAUUAAUAUUCAUUCCACUACGACUGAAAGCAAAGCUCUGACUCUACCUAUAGAACUUGACCUAGAGUCACUCUACAUCUGGCCUGUGGUAUCUUUAUGCCCCCACAUUGAUCCCCAGCUUUUUCAUUUUCUGUUUAGAAUAUUUGAUUUUGCUGUUUCUUUGCACAGGCUAAUUUCUGUUUGCUUGUUCUGCCUCCAUCUCUCGUUCCUCUUUGAAAUAAAUAUGGCAGCUUCCACCUCAAAGACCA